AGCAUACAGGAGUUGACUACGAGUAGUAUAGCCUUUGCGACUGUCGCUUUACUAACGAGAGCUUUGCGGAUUUUUGCUAUUAAUUUAGUCGCUGGCAGAUACGAGCAGAGUUUCCAACGGCGUAGGGACAGAACAAGCUCUCCUUUAAGUGGUUGCAGACACGAGCAGAGUUUCCAACGUCGUAGCGACGGAAGAAGCUCUCCUUCAAGUGGUUGCAGAUACGAGCAGAGUUUGCAACGGCGUAGUGACGGUAACGGAAGCUCUCCCUGUCGAAGAAGUGCAGACAGCAGCUCAAAUGAAGAUGAAAAGAAGCUUUGCUGUGUGGGAGGGUGGAAAAAAGAACGGCGAGCUGCCCUUCGUCAUGCCGAGCGUGGUGAGCAUAUUACAUAUGGAUGAUGUUGAUGUUUUUCCCCUUGCCACACCAUCGAGCCUGCCCCUUUUCCCCUUGAAAGGGUCUAGGUUAUAGCGGAGCCUCGAUGGUCUGCCUAGGUGGAAAAAGCGCCACUCAUACUACAAGUGUGUUUGCCUCUUAACGCUCUGCUAUACGUGACUCUUGGCAUGAUUUUCGAGAGGGAGGCGAACGGGCCAAUGUCACAGGGGAGACCGCCGCACUUGGUGAAGCCAGACAACGAGCAUUUAUUCGGCUUGAUCGGUUUCCUCUUGCUAGGGGGAAUGUGCAAUAGUGCUUGGAUUUUGACGGAGUUUCGUCUCGUGGAGAAGAUGGGAUCAGAUACGACGGCGAUUAUUGCGAAUGUUAGUAGAACUGCCGCGACAUUAAUGGCAGUUGCUGUUCUCGGUGAACGGAUGCAGUGGUGGCAGUAUACGGGUGUCGGUGUACUGAUACUGGGCAUCAUCGUACGAUUCACUGUUGGAGAUGUAUACACCGUAGAGGACGAAAAGACAGAUGUGCCACCGAGAACUUCUGAGCUGCAGGAUCAUAGCCAAGUUGAGCCCGUUUAUGGUUCAUGAAUUUGCAGUUCUUACUGCUCGUGUUGGAGAGUACAAAUGGACACCAGUUACGCUUACUCAUCGUCAUCAUAAGGAUUAUCGAUUCCUGACCAGAAACAUGACUUCAGAAAAGAGAUUCAUACGUUUGAAGUUUUAAUUGUCCCUUUUUAUUUUUUACUUGCUUGGUAUUUAUGUUGAACGAUGUUCUAGUUCUCUUUUGGUUGUUGUUGUAAAGACGUUGAUUACACCGCCUGUUUGUUUAUUCUUUAUUUUCAAGGAGAUCAUCAACGAGUGUCAGCGACGAUACCGAUGAGGCAGUUCCAGACAAUCCAGAGCAAACUUUUCGCUUCAACAGAAAUCGAAGCGGAAUUAGUUCGAAGACCGUCAUCCUUUUAACAAAAAAUUUUUUUAAAACUUUCCUUGACCACGGAAAUUUUCUAACCCAUGAUUUUUUAAAAGACCUUUGCAAUUGUGCUUUUUUAUCAUUUAUUUUAUAGUUGUACAUUUUUUUUUUCAUCUUUUAGGCCCGUGAGUGCCCUACCGUCUUGAGAACGGUAAUUUUGCUUAGUUUGACUGUCAACAAUCUCCCUUUGUCAUUCAGGAGGACAAUUUCUGCGUCUGUUUUUUUGAACGAAGCAAUUUCUACGUCUGUCUUUUUGCGGUUGGGUUGAUUUAGUGAACCGCGUGUGGAUAGUCCCGACGUCCUAAUCUCUACUCUCCAG
This is a messenger RNA of Amoebophrya sp. A25, 1670 nucleotides long. The record is from the annotation of a GenBank genome assembly. Lineage: Eukaryota; Dinophyceae; Syndiniales; Amoebophryaceae.